Nyctereutes procyonoides (raccoon dog) is the source of this 2079-nucleotide messenger RNA. RefSeq names its product basic proline-rich protein-like. Bases 1 to 2079 code for a protein of 692 amino acids. Lineage: Eukaryota; Metazoa; Chordata; Mammalia; Carnivora; Canidae. The transcript is spliced from 2 exons. The record is from RefSeq and is a predicted model, not a curated record.
AUGGUCGUGAAAGGGCCCCUUGCCCACGCGUUACACCUGCACCUGGGUUCUGUGACAGGCAUGACACCCUCCGCUGCCCCUGGCUGCAAGCAUCCCCCCGGCCCCCGGCCCCUCGUGGAGCGCCUGGACUUAGGCUGCCCGGCUCGGGCUCCUUCCUCACCGCGCCCGCGCCCUCGGACCCCCGCGCACGGCUCCCUCGCCGCCGCCCCCCGCCCCCGUGCGCACAGCCCCCCGGCCCACGGCCCCUCGUGGAGCGCCCGGACCCUCAGCUGCCCGGCUCGGGCUCCCUCGCCGCCGCCCCCGCGCCCCCGGUCCCCCGCGCAUGGCUCCUUCGCCAGCUCGCGCACCCGCUCCCGUGAGCACAGCCCCCCGGCCCCCGGCCCCUCGUGGAGCGCCUGGACUUUGGCUGCCCGGCUGGGGCUCCUUCUCCGCGCCCCGCGCCCUCGGACCCCCGCGCACGGCUCCCUCGCCGCCGACCCCCGCGCCCCGUGCGCACAGCCCCCGGCCCCCGGCCCCUCGUGGAGCGCCUGGACUUUGGCUGCCCGGCUGGGGCUCCUUCUCCGCGCCCCGCGCCCUCGGACCCCCGCGCACGGCUCCCUCGCCGCCGACCCCCGCGCCCCCGUGCGCACAGCCCCCGGCCCCCGGCCCCCGGCCCCUCGUGGAGCGCCCGGACCUCGGCUGCCCCGCGCACGGAUCCUUCGCCACCGCCCCCCGCGCCCCCGUGCGCACAGCCCCCGGCCCGCGGCCUCUCGUGGAGCGCCCGGACUCUCAGCUGCCCGGCUCGGGCUCCCUCGCCGCCGCCCCCCGCGCCCCGGUCCCCCGCGCAUGGCUCCUUCGCCAGCUCGCGCACCCGCUCCCGUGAGCACAGCCCCCCGGCCCCCGGCCCCUCGUGGAGCGCCUGGACUUUGGCUGCCCGGCUGGGGCUCCUUCUCCGCGCCCCGCGCCCUCGGACCCCCGCGCACGGCUCCCUCGCCGCCGACCCCCGCGCCCCCGUGCGCACAGCCCCCCGGCCCCCGGCCCCUCGUGGAGCGCCUGGACUUUGGCUGCCCGGCUGGGCUCCUUCUCCGCGCCCCGCGCCCUCGGACCCCCGCGCACGGCUCCCUCGCCGCCGACCCCCGCGCCCCCGUGCGCACAGCCCCCGGCCCCCGGCCCCCGGCCCCUCGUGGAGCGCCCGGACCUCGGCUGCCCCGCGCACGGAUCCUUCGCCACCGCCCCCCGCGCCCCCGUGCGCACAGCCCCCCGGCCCGCGGCCUCUCGUGGAGCGCCCGGACUCUCAGCUGCCCGGCUCGGGCUCCCUCGCCGCCGCCCCCCGCGCCCCGGUCCCCCGCGCAUGGCUCCUUCGCCAGCUCGCGCACCCGCUCCCGUGAGCACAGCCCCCGGCCCCCGGCCCCUCGUGGAGCGCCUGGACUUUGGCUGCCCGGCUGGGGCUCCUUCUCCGCGCCCCGCGCCCUCGGACCCCCGCGCACGGCUCCCUCGCCGCCGACCCCCGCGCCCCGUGCGCACAGCCCCCCGGCCCCCGGCCCCUCGUGGAGCGCCUGGACUUUGGCUGCCCGGCUGGGGCUCCUUCUCCGCGCCCCGCGCCCUCGGACCCCCGCGCACGGCUCCCUCGCCGCCGACCCCCGCGCCCCCGUGCGCACAGCCCCCGGCCCCGGCCCCCGGCCCCUCGUGGAGCGCCCGGACCUCGGCUGCCCCGCGCACGGAUCCUUCGCCACCGCCCCCGCGCCCCGUGCGCACAGCCCCCGGCCCGCGGCCCCUCGUGGAGCGCCGGACCCUCAGCUGCCCGGCUCGGGCUCCCUCGCCGCCGCCCCCCGCGCCCGCGCCCCGCGCCCCGCGGCCCCGCUCCCGAGCGCGGCGGCCCCGGCUCCCGGCCCGGCCCCGCGCACAGCGCCCCCGGCGGCGGCCGAGCGGAGCCCGAGCGGGGCGGUGCGCGGCACGGGGCCGGGCCGGGCGGCUCCCGGCGCGACUUCCUGUUGUGCCCGCGCCCCGCCGCCGCCGCCGCCGCCGCCGCCGCCCGGCGCCCGGCGCCCCUCGCCCGCUCCCCGCGGCCCGGCGCGGCCGCCGCCCAUGGAUUUCACCUAG